Molecule: messenger RNA, 2059 nt
Organism: Aspergillus glaucus CBS 516.65
Lineage: Eukaryota; Fungi; Ascomycota; Eurotiomycetes; Eurotiales; Aspergillaceae
Exons: 2
Coding region: 449-1921 (490 amino acids)
Biological process (GO): lipid metabolic process
Molecular function (GO): phosphoric diester hydrolase activity
Source: RefSeq, a predicted model, not a curated record
AAUAUUUAAUAAGAAGGAGGAAUAUAAUCAGUUUCAACUGUCUUGUCUUUUCUUUUCUUCUGUUCUGGUCUGAUAGUGUCUUCUGAGUGCUCAUACAACAUGCCGUACAGACGAGUCGCUACAACACUACGGAGUAUACUACUUCGUGCCCCAGUUACAUCUCCGUGUUCUAGAUUGCUCAAGCUCCAAUAUAAAUCCCUAAUCUUUGCACGCGCUCGAAUGCAUUGGCUGUUUCCUGCCCUUUCCAGAAACGGAAACCUCCGACUGAUCCAUGGGAGUUGACGAAUCCUUUGCCUCUCCGACUACUCGAGGAGAUGGAGAAGCAUUCAGCAAGGGGAUUGACUGGGGAUCCUCUCUUCUCUCGCAGACAUUGAAAUAAAAGAGUUGCUCCGAGAGAAAUCUCUGACUCGACGACUCACUACGCCAUCAUUGAAUAUCAUGGCCCGGGAUGCCUCGCCGUCGUUCACUUUCCGACAACCCCAGCAGCUCAUUGUCGCACGCGACGUUUUCCAAUAAUAUCCGAAAAAUAGACGAUUUUCAGGAUCGCGAGGACAUUGCGGGUCUCGAUAAACCGGCAUUUAUGGCGGAUUCGCCUGUGGGCGACGAGCCGAAAAGAUCGGAUUUGCGCUGGUCCGGUCGUCAACCGACUCCUUGGAUGAGGAUCAGAGGGAUCUUCGCGCCGUUUUCUUCACGAGGCAAGAGCUUAGAAUCUGACACUGACGAUGCUCUUCCUUUGUUGUCGUCCUCUGACUCCUCUGAGCGGUUGAUUGAACGUCCGCGGAGACGAGUCGGGAAAUUUAGAGUACUCCGCUGGUUUCUGUCCCUCCUCGUGGGUAUUUUCGUCAUGCUAGGAAUCGUCCAAUUCGUGUCAAUCCUCUUUGGCCUCGCCUACUCGUUCUUCCCCGACGAAUUCGACCGCGCCGCCACCAACUGGCUAAACCCAGACCACCACCCCAACACAGACGCACCCGGAUCGUAUUACCCGACAGACAUCUCGCGCGACAUAACCCCCGUCGGCUGCCACUCCCACAAUGACUAUUGGCGCCGCGUCCCCCUCUUCUCAGCCCUACAAGCAGGCUGCAUCGGCGUCGAAGCAGACGUCUGGUUCAUUGACCAAAACGACCACCAAGACCUCUACGUCGGGCACACAACGUCCUCACUCACGCCCGAGCGCACACUGAGGAGCAUGUACGUCGAUCCGCUAGUGAAGAUCCUCGACCGGCAGAAUCCGAUUACGGGUUUCCAUGAGAGUGUCGAUCAGCCGCGGAAUGGGGUUUUUGAUACGGAUCCCGGGCAGACGCUUAUUUUGCUUGUUGAUUUUAAGACGGAUGGGGCGCUUACUUGGCCACGUGUGGUUGAGGGGUUGCAGCCGUUGAGGGAGCGGGGGUAUCUUACUUAUUUUAAUGGGGAGGAGGUUGUUAAUGGACCUGUUACUGUUGUUGGGACGGGAAAUGCGCCGUUUGAUCUCGUGAGCGCGAAUUCGAGCUAUCGCGAUAUAUUCUUCGAUGCGCCACUCGACUUUCUAGCUGAGGAUAGCAUCACCAAGGACAGGAAGAGGCAAGCCGUCCAAGACGGCAAUAACCUUGGCCAAGGCCUCUCUAGUACACCAUCCGAUAUCACGCCCGACGCAUUCAACUACACAAACAGCUUCUACGCUUCCACAUCCUUCAAGGACACAAUCGGGUUCCCGCGACCCUUCCACCUUACCGCGCAGCAGAUGGACUCCAUCCGGGCUCAGAUUCGUGGUGCGCACCGUCGCGGGCUGAAGGUGCGGUAUUGGGGACUGCCUAGCUGGCCUCGAGGCUUGAGGAAUCAUAUCUGGAGGGUUCUAGUUCAUGAGGGUGUGGAUAUCUUGAACGUUGAUGAUCUGCAGAGUGCGACGAAGAAGGAGUGGACGCCUAAAGUGGGUGAUUGGUGGUGAUUGCUGGGUCUAGUUGCUUAGAUUUGGCUGUACAGAUUUACUAGCUUUUUGUAUAUAUAUGGUAAAGAUAUGAUAAUGAUGCAUUGCUCAAUCGAGUCUGAUGCUAUGUUGAAACGACAUGGGGUAUGAUGAGUUCCG